GGCUCCGCCGCCGCCACCACCGCGGGAGCCGGAGCUGCCGGGCGGAGCGUCCGCGCCAGGCUGGAGCGGGAGGGCGGCUGAGCGCAGUUGCUGGGAAAUUUUCAGCCGAGAGGGCAGGCGACCCAGAGAGAUACCCCGCGAGCUCGGGAGCGGUGGGGAGCGCGGGCGCCGGAGCGAGCGAAGCGAACCUCGAAAUAGAUCUGGAGAGCCAGGUUCCCGGAGGAAAUGGGACUGUGAAUGAACCCGGGAGCAAGAAGGGAAGGAAGCGCCGCGAUUGCUGAUGUCAGAGGAGCCCGGAAAGUCGCGCUGGAAAAAUCUGAAGAUUGCCGGGGCUCUGCCGCUUCCCAAGGAGAGACACCGCCAGCCACCCACCCCACGCCCCCUCGGCGCCUCCCGGUUCCCCCAGCGAGCCGGCGUCAGAGCCCGGCAGUGCUGUUACGGGGCGGCGGAGGACGGAGCGGAGCGCGGACAGGAGACCGAGGGGCCACUUCAGGAAUACAGAUAAGUGGCUGGUGGCUUGACGUGGAUUUUAAUGAAUUUGGACUCCAUGUGGAUUUGGUCGUCCCCGUGAACGCGAGCUGCUUGGCAGCGAGAGGGGCAGCGCGCCGGCCUCGGCAGCCGGCGGCCGAAGCGGCCGGACCGGGGACGGAAGGAUAGACCGACGUCUCCGAGCUGGAACCAUGUAAGGGCCAAGCCAGGAAGGCGGAGUACGCGAGCGCUCGGAGGCUCUGUCUCCUGGUCCCCGCCCGGCUCAGAAUGGAACAGAGGAGGCCCUGGCCGCGGGCUGCAGAGGUGGACGGCUGGCCUGUGGUCCUGCUCUCCGCCGUCUGCGUGCUGCUGGCACCCCCGGCGGCCGGCAUGCCCCAGUUCAGCACCUUCCACUCCGAGAACCGGGACUGGACCUUCAACCAUUUGACGGUGCACCGUGGGACGGGGGCAGUGUACGUGGGGGCCAUCAACCGCGUGUACAAGCUGACGGGCAACCUGACCAUCCAGGUGGCUCACAAGACGGGGCCGGAGGAAGACAACAAGUCGUGCUACCCGCCGCUCAUCGUUCAGCCCUGCAGCGAGGUGCUCACGGUCACCAACAACGUCAACAAGCUGCUCAUCAUCGACUACUCCGAGAACCGGCUGCUGGCCUGCGGCAGCCUGUACCAAGGGGUCUGCAAGCUGCUGCGGCUGGAUGACCUCUUCAUCCUGGUGGAGCCGUCCCACAAGAAGGAGCACUACCUGUCCAGCGUCAACAAGACGGGGACGAUGUACGGGGUGAUCGUGCGCUCCGAGGGCGAGGACGGCAAGCUCUUCAUCGGUACUGCUGUGGACGGCAAGCAGGACUACUUUCCCACCCUGUCCAGCCGCAAGCUGCCCCGCGACCCCGAGUCCUCUGCCAUGCUCGACUACGAGCUCCACAGCGACUUCGUCUCCUCCCUCAUCAAGAUCCCUUCCGACACCCUGGCCCUGGUCGCCCACUUUGACAUCUUCUACAUCUACGGCUUCGCCAGCGGGGGCUUCGUCUACUUCCUCACCGUUCAGCCUGAGACCCCUGAGGGCGUGGCCAUCAACUCGGCGGGAGACCUCUUCUACACCUCGCGCAUCGUGAGGCUCUGCAAGGACGACCCCAAGUUCCACUCCUACGUGUCCCUGCCCUUCGGCUGCACGCGGGCCGGGGUGGAAUAUCGCCUCCUACAGGCUGCUUACCUCUCCAAGCCCGGGGACUCGCUGGCCCAGACCUUCAACAUCAGCAGCCAGGAUGACGUGCUCUUCGCCAUCUUCUCCAAAGGGCAGAAGCAGUAUCACCACCCGCCGGACGACUCCGCCCUCUGUGCCUUCCCCAUCCGGGCCAUCAACCUGCAGAUCAAAGAGCGCUUGCAGUCCUGCUACCAGGGCGAGGGCAACCUGGAGCUCAACUGGCUGCUGGGGAAGGACGUGCAGUGCACCAAGGCGCCGGUGCCCAUCGAUGACAACUUCUGUGGACUCGACAUCAACCAGCCACUUGGAGGCUCCAUUCCAGUGGAGGGCCUGACCCUGUACACCAGCAGCCGGGACCGCAUGACCUCGGUGGCGUCUUAUGUCUACAAUGGCUACAGCGUGGUGUUUGUGGGCACAAAGAGCGGCAAGCUGAAAAAGAUUCGAGCCGAUGGUCCCCCCCAUGGUGGGGUCCAAUAUGAGAUGGUCUCCGUGCUCAAAGAUGGGAGCCCCAUCCUCCGGGACAUGGCCUUCUCCAUUGAUCAGCACUACCUAUACAUUAUGUCUGAGAGACAAAUCACCAGGGUCCCUGUGGAAUCCUGUGAACAGUACACGACUUGUGGGGAGUGCCUGAGCUCGGGGGACCCUCACUGUGGCUGGUGUGCCCUGCACAACAUGUGCUCCCGCAGGGACAAGUGCCAGCGGGCCUGGGAACCUAAUCGAUUUGCUGCCAGCAUCAGCCAGUGCAUGAGCCUCGAGGUGCAUCCCAGCAGCAUCUCAGUGUCUGAGCACAGCCGGCUGCUCAGCCUGGUUGUGAGUGACGCCCCCGACCUGUCUGCGGGCAUCUCCUGUGCCUUUGGGAACCUGACAGAGGUAGAGGGACAGGUGUCUGGGAGCCAGAUCAUCUGCAUCUCACCAGGGCCCAAGAUUGUCCCUGUCAUCCCUCUGGAUCAAGACUGGUUUGGGCUAGAGCUGCAGCUGAGAUCCAAGGAGACAGGAAAGAUAUUCGUCGGCACCGAGUUCAAGUUCUACAACUGCAGCGCCCACCAACUGUGCCUGUCUUGUGUCAACAGCGCCUUCCGCUGCCAUUGGUGCAAAUACCGAAACCUCUGUACUCAUGACCCCACCACCUGCUCCUUCCAGGAGGGCCGGAUCAACAUUUCAGAGGACUGUCCCCAGCUGGUGCCCACGGAGGAGAUCCUGAUACCCGUCGGGGAAGUGAAACCAAUCACCCUCAAGGCUCGAAACCUGCCCCAGCCUCAGUCCGGCCAGCGAGGCUAUGAGUGCGUCCUCAAGGUACAGGGGGCCGUCCACCGGGUCCCCGCCCUGCGCUUCAACAGCUCCAGCGUCCAGUGCCAGAACAGCUCGUACCAGUAUGACGGGAUGGACAUCAGCAACCUGGCCGUGGACUUUGCCGUGGUGUGGAAUGGCAAUUUCAUCAUUGACAACCCUCAGGACCUGAAAGUCCACCUCUACAAGUGUGCAGCCCAGCGGGAGAGCUGUGGCCUCUGCCUCAAGGCCGACCGGAAGUUCGAGUGUGGCUGGUGCAGCGGUGAGCGCAGGUGCACCCUCCAGCAGCACUGUAGCAGCCCCUCCAACCCCUGGCUUGACUGGUCCAGCCACAAUGUUAAGUGCUCCAACCCCCAAAUCACCGAGAUUUUGACGGUAUCCGGACCCCCUGAAGGAGGGACCCGAGUGACUAUCCAUGGCGUGAACCUGGGCCUGGACUUCUCCGAGAUCGCCCACCACGUGCAGGUGGCUGGGGUGCCCUGCACACCCCUGCCGGGGGAUUAUAUCAUCGCUGAGCAGAUCGUUUGUGAGAUGGGCCAUGCCCUUGUGGGGACCACCUCUGGGCCUGUGCGCCUGUGCAUUGGCGAGUGUAAGCCAGAGUUCAUGACCAAAUCCCAUCAACAGUACACGUUUGUGAACCCUUCCGUGUUGUCACUCAACCCCAUCCGAGGGCCGGAGUCCGGAGGCACCAUGGUGACCAUCACGGGCCAUUACCUCGGGGCUGGGAGCAGCGUGGCCGUUUACCUGGGCAACCAGACCUGCGAGUUCUAUGGGCGAUCAAUGAAUGAGAUCGUGUGUGUCUCACCCCCGUCGUCCAAUGGCCUGGGGCCCGUCCCCGUCUCUGUGAGUGUCGACCGAGCCCGUGUGGACAACAACUUGCAGUUCGAGUACAUAGAUGACCCCCGGGUGCAGCGCAUUGAGCCUGAGUGGAGUAUCGCCAGUGGCCACACACCCCUGACCGUCACAGGCUUCAACCUGGAUGUCAUUCAGGAGCCAAGGAUCCGAGUCAAGUUUAAUGGCAAAGAAUCUGUCAAUGUGUGCAAAGUUGUGAACACCACCACCCUGACCUGCCUGGCACCCUCCCUGACCACAGACUACCGGCCCGGCCUGGACACCGUGGAACGGCCAGACGAGUUUGGAUUCGUCUUUAACAAUGUCCAGUCCUUGCUGAUUUACAACGACACCAAGUUCAUCUACUACCCCAACCCGACCUUUGAACUGCUCAGCCCCACUGGGGUCUUGGAUCAAAAGCCGGGAUCCCCCAUCAUUCUGAAGGGCAAAAACCUGUGCCCUCCUGCUUCUGGAGGUGCCAAACUCAACUACACCGUGCUGAUUGGAGAGACCCCAUGCGCUGUCACUGUGUCCGAGACACAACUGCUCUGUGAGCCUCCCACCCUCACCGGGCAGCACAAGGUCAUGGUCCACGUGGGUGGCAUGGUAUUCUCGCCCGGCUCGGUGAGUGUCAUCUCAGACAGCUUGCUGACCCUGCCAGCCAUCGUCAGCAUCGCGGCAGGCGGCAGCCUCCUGCUCAUCAUCGUCAUCAUUGUGCUCAUCGCCUACAAGCGCAAGUCUCGAGAAAAUGACCUCACUCUCAAGCGGCUCCAAAUGCAGAUGGACAACCUGGAGUCCCGUGUGGCCCUGGAGUGUAAGGAAGCUUUUGCCGAGCUCCAGACAGACAUCAACGAGCUGACCAGUGACCUGGACCGCUCAGGAAUCCCCUACCUGGACUAUCGGACCUAUGCUAUGCGAGUCCUGUUCCCCGGCAUUGAGGACCAUCCCGUCCUGCGUGAGCUGGAGGUGCAGGGCAACGGGCAGCAGCACGUCGAGAAGGCCCUGAAGCUCUUUGCCCAGCUCAUCAACAACAAGGUGUUCCUGCUGACUUUCAUCCGCACCCUGGAGCUGCAGCGCAGCUUCUCCAUGCGGGACCGCGGCAACGUGGCCUCGCUCAUCAUGACCGGCCUGCAGGGCCGCCUGGAGUACGCCACCGACGUCCUCAAGCAGCUGCUCUCCGACCUCAUCGAUAAGAACCUGGAGAACAAGAACCACCCCAAGUUGCUUCUCCGGAGGACAGAGUCGGUGGCUGAGAAGAUGCUGACCAAUUGGUUUGCCUUCCUCCUGCACAAGUUCCUGAAGGAGUGUGCGGGGGAGCCGCUCUUCAUGCUCUACUGUGCCAUCAAGCAGCAGAUGGAGAAGGGCCCCAUCGAUGCCAUCACGGGCGAGGCCCGCUACUCCCUGAGCGAGGACAAGCUCAUCCGGCAGCAGAUCGAGUACAAGACCCUGAUCCUGAACUGCGUCAACCCGGACAACGAGAACAGUCCGGAGAUCCCAGUGAAGGUGUUAAACUGUGACACCAUCACGCAGGUCAAAGAGAAGAUUCUCGAUGCCGUGUACAAGAACGUGCCCUACUCCCAGCGGCCGAGGGCUGUUGACAUGGACUUGGAGUGGCGUCAAGGCCGGAUUGCCCGGGUCGUGCUGCAGGACGAGGACAUCACCACCAAGAUCGAGGGUGACUGGAAGCGGCUCAACACGCUGAUGCACUAUCAGGUAUCAGACAGAUCGGUGGUAGCUCUGGUCCCCAAACAGACCUCCUCCUACAACAUCCCUGCCUCUGCCAGCAUCUCCCGGACGUCUAUCAGCAGAUACGACUCCUCCUUCAGGUACACAGGCAGUCCCGACAGCCUGCGGUCUCGGGCCCCCAUGAUCACCCCAGACCUGGAGAGUGGGGUCAAGGUGUGGCAUCUGGUGAAGAAUCAUGACCAUGGAGACCAGAAGGAGGGUGACCGGGGCAGCAAAAUGGUGUCCGAGAUCUACCUGACCCGGCUAUUGGCCACCAAGGGCACCCUGCAGAAGUUCGUGGACGACUUGUUUGAGACCUUGUUCAGCACCGUGCACCGGGGCAGCGCUCUCCCCCUAGCCAUCAAGUACAUGUUUGAUUUCCUGGAUGAGCAGGCAGACAGACACAGCAUCCAUGACACAGAUGUGCGGCACACCUGGAAGAGCAACUGCCUCCCCCUGCGCUUCUGGGUGAACGUGAUCAAGAACCCCCAGUUUGUAUUUGACAUCCACAAGGGCAGCAUCACGGACGCCUGCCUCUCUGUGGUGGCCCAGACCUUCAUGGACUCUUGCUCAACAUCAGAGCACAGGCUGGGCAAGGACUCCCCUUCCAACAAGCUGCUCUAUGCCAAGGACAUCCCCAGCUACAAGAGCUGGGUGGAAAGAUACUACGCAGACAUCGCCAAGCUCCCCGCCAUCAGUGACCAGGACAUGAACGCCUACCUCGCCGAGCAGUCCCGCCUGCACGCCGUGGAGUUCAACAUGCUGAGUGCCCUCAAUGAGAUCUACUCCUAUGUCAGCAAGUACAGCGAAGAGCUCAUUGGGGCCCUCGAGCAGGACGAGCAGGCCCGGCGACAGCGGCUGGCAUACAAGGUGGAACAGCUCAUAAACGCCAUGUCCAUUGAGAGCUGAGAGAUGGAGCCUCCUGUUCCUGGGAAGAAGGACCCGUGAGAGCUGUCACACUGGGCAUCUCCGAAGGAAGGACAAGUGAAGGGGAUCGGGCCCCAGCGCUUGCUGUCCCCUGAGACCCCCUCCCGGGGGGAGGGGAGGACCCCUCUCCCCACGCCAGCCAAGUUUCGUCACAGCCUGUUCCUGCAGGGAGAGACCGGGGGUGUCAUCCACCCCAUCCCCCCGCGGCGAGGACGAGAGGGACACCAGGACCCAGAGAAGAGAGGGGAGACAACCCUUCGCUCCUACGCGGAAGCUCCUGAUCGUCUGAGCACUGGCCUCGGUAGAGAUGACUGUAGCAUCCCCAUGUUAUGUCUUCUUCGGCCUCUCUUUCUGCCUCUCAUGUCCUUAUGAGUUUGAAGGACAAGUGGGCAGCUUCUCUCUCUCCUGCUGACACCUAAAUCCAUGGAUGACCAUCCGUCCUGAGUGUAGUUUCCAAAUAAAGAGACCAAAGUUCCACACCCUGGUCCUGAGGCCCCAUGGAAGGCAGUGGGCAGGACCCUAGUGACCGGACAGCCACCAGAGUUUCCGGGCCUCCCACCCUGGCAAGAAUCCAAGCAGCCAGCUCCAACUUCUCCGCAGGCAGCAUCGGAGUGAGUGGGAAGGAGGACAAGAGAAAGGCAAAGGGAUGGGAAGGGAGGCAGCAGGAGAGGACCAGCCUACCCUUCCCACCCUCUACUUUACAAGGGGCUGUGGACCAGCCACCCCCAGCGAUACCAGACCAGGGUCAUUUCCUCUGUAAUUAACUCUGGGCCCUGGCUUCUCUGUGCCCUGAUUUACCUCCAAACGCUUCCGAUCUCCAAAGGCUCCGCUGACCACAUUGGAUUGCCAGGAAGGGGCCGGGGGAGGGGUAGCUCUGCGGGCUGGCUUCCAUCGCUGGGGUGUGGCUUUGGAUCACUGUGCUAACCACACAGCAGACAUUGCCUGGUUGCCUCAGCUCCAGUGUCUUGCCUAAAUGCAGCCGACAAAGGGGAGGAGAAAAAGCGUUCAGCAAAAUACUCAGGAAACUUCGCUGUUUUCAUUAUAAUUCACAACCAGCCAUGUGAAGGCCACUGUCUUCUGAUAAUCCACUUCUGUUAACGUUUCUCUGGGCCCUAUUAAUAGCCUGAAAGAGAUACUAAUGACUGGCCUUCUGCACUAAGCCAAAGUGUUUGCCCUUCAUAUACCCAAAGCUUAUCAGCUCAGAGCCCAUGAUUUAUGGAGAUGAAAGGCAAGGCGAUACGGCAAGGGGAAUGUGAGCAGGGGACUUUGCGCUGCCCACAGAAAAGUGCAGCCCACCCACAUUUUACUUCUGAGCUCUGAAGGAAGGUUUUUCUGAUCACAUCACUGCUCAGACUGGCAUCCUGGGCUUUGCCCCACCAAGAAGUAAAAGUUAGACAUCCCAACUGCGACCGGUAGGCAUCGACCCGGGUGUCUCCCAGCAGCUACUUUUGGAGACCAUUCACCACCCCCGGGGAUGCUUCCUUGAAGGUUUUGGAGGAGUGGGAGAAUGAUGAGGGAAUGGCCGCGUGGACAGUGGAGAGGAGAGCACCAGAGCUGGCCUGAGAAGCUUGACCACAUGUCUCAGGAUUCCAUGAGAGACAUGGGGAAUGUGGGCUGCCAAAGGUUGUGGCACAGGGGCGCCCCUAAGGGAGGAAUUAAGAUAAAGGAAAACUCGACUGGACUCAAGUCAGGCCGUGAGGGUGCAAGGAUGGAGAGCCUUCCUGGGCUUUGGGUCACCCAGAGUGCAUGCCCUGUGGGAUGGGAGGAGAGGGAGUCAAUUGGCCUCCAUCCUCACUGUUAUCCGAUGUGAUGUGAAGAUAUUUUGACCUUGUGUAAGGGAUGAGUAUUCAAGUCACGUUCCCUCCCCCACAUGAAGUCAUCCGUCUUGGAGGGAGGCAGAGAGGGACUUCUCUCUCGAAGGUUGAUCCAGCUCCGUUUUGUUUCACUGGUCUGCACAAGAGGCAAUCCUCUGGAAAAGGGAAAGGCAAAGCACCCCCAGAAAUGUGCUUGGCAAGAGAGAGGGUGCUCAUACACGAGACGGAGAUGGACAAGCGGUCCAUCUUGGUGGAGUGAGUCCCUCCAGCUGGCCUGCUGCUGCCUACCCCCCAGCAGGGGCUCAGGUGCUUCUGUGCUCGCCCUCCUACAGCUCUCCACAGCCCAUCUCUCAGAACCAUUCCUGAUCCACUACUGGCAGAGAGCUCCCCCUCCUUGAAAAGUUCAGUCAUUAGAAGCACGGAUCCACUGGGAACCUCACUCGCGGGAGGGAGCUGUUUCCUAUAUUCAUUCAUUCAGAGAACGUUCCU
Kogia breviceps (pygmy sperm whale) is the source of this 8762-nucleotide messenger RNA. The record is from RefSeq and is a predicted model, not a curated record. NCBI's taxonomy places the organism in Eukaryota, Metazoa, Chordata, Mammalia, Artiodactyla, Physeteridae.